Messenger RNA from Hyposmocoma kahamanoa, 1764 nucleotides. RefSeq names its product ADP-dependent glucokinase. Lineage: Eukaryota; Metazoa; Arthropoda; Insecta; Lepidoptera; Cosmopterigidae. Gene Ontology annotation, molecular function: ADP-specific glucokinase activity. The record is from RefSeq and is a predicted model, not a curated record. The transcript is spliced from 3 exons. The coding region runs from base 131 to 1612 and encodes 493 amino acids. Gene Ontology annotation, biological process: glucose metabolic process. Gene Ontology annotation, cellular component: endoplasmic reticulum.
CUGCUAAGUUUUAGACAAUAUGCGUGGAGAUCGUAAAUUACAACUGUAGUUAAAUAUGAGGUGACGUGGAGUAUUAUCAUCAGUUAACUAAUUGCACAUUCCAAUUUAUAGUGAAGUUUUAUGUAUCAAAAUGGCUGGUGCUCCAGUUAAAUUUGGGUCGAUUUUGUCGGUCUGUAUCGUGAUAUACUCAGUAUGUUAUCGCAAAAAUUUGACUGGGGACGAAAGGUUGGCUCCUGUGAAGGAACAUUUGUUGUCUUUGGAGCGUGAGAAUAGGGUUGCUUUGGGGGAACGGCAGCCGCGCGUGGCGCUAGGCUACGGCGCCUGUCACGACCUGUUCGUGAACGCCACGGCGCUGCUGGACCACCGCAUGCUUGCCGGUGAGCCAAGAAACUUCAACGAGAUCUCCAACAAAGACGAAUUUCUCAAAAGUUUCGCUUACUUCUUCAAACAUGGCGCGGCAGCUGAGCGUUUCAUGUCCAACAGCAAAUUAUAUGAAGAGUUAAUAAAGCAAGCACUGAAUCUGCCAGAUACGCGUUGGGCGAUAGGCGGCAACGCCCCGCUAAUGGCGCGUAGGUUCUUCCUCGAAGGCUGUAGGGUCCUUCUUGCUGCCAAGAUGAGUGCCACACUGAAGAAAUAUAUUCCAGAAGGAAUCAAAGUAGUUGGUGCAUUGGACAAUGAGCAAAUCAAGGAUGACAUUCACAUGAUCCUUGAAUACAAAGCUGAUGAAGAAUUUGGCAUAUAUUCAGCACCCCGAGCUAACAGAUACAUAAUACACAAUGAUGAGAACAAUCCACUGCUAAGCUCCUUAGAGGUGUUCAAGGAGAACUUGCCCAGUUUUGGUGCUAAUUUGCUAGUCAUUGGUGGGCUGCAGAUGAUGGAUAAUUUCCCUGUUAAAAGCAAUGGAAUAGACCUGCGAGAACAGAGGCUAGAACUUGUCAAGGAGCAAAUAACUACACAACCCCCAGAAGUUUUGAUUCACUUCGAGAUGGCCAGCUAUGUAGACCUUACACUGCUGAACCACUUGACCAGGUUGGUCCUGCCUUUUGUUGACUCUAUUGGUAUGAAUGAACAGGAACUGUCAAACCUGUUAAAUAUCCUGGAACAUGGACAAGUGUCAGUGGUGGCAGACUCAAAUCCCAGAAUAGCCACAGCAUUAGAUCAGAUGAGGAAAAUUUUUGUUCUCAUAAGGGGCCAAAAUGAAAAAGAAGGAAGCACAAGGAAAUUGUCAAGAAUUCAUGUGCACACAUUAGCAUAUCAGGCUAUCUUGACCACCAGAAGGUCUAAAUGGAAGAGGACAGAAGCUGCAGCUGCCAAAGCUGCUUUGACUGCGCAUAGAUAUGUGUGCAACAAUGAUAAUAUAGCCUUGGACAAAUGUAAACUUUUGUUAGAUGAUAGUUUUGCUACAACUACUGAAGAGAGUAGUGAUAAUAAUAAAAGAGUAUUUUUUGAACCCAAUAAGCCCGUGUCCUGCUGGGAGGAGAACUUAGGUGGGGAGAGUGUGGACAUUUGUGUGGCACCUGUGCUCAUCUGUACGGAGGCACAGUUGACUGCUGGAGCAGGGGACAAUAUCUCAGCAGCAGGUCUGGUUCUGCAGGUCGAGAGAUCAAUCUAAGUCAUUAUUGUAUUAUCUUGGUAUUUAAAGUAAUCAUCUUAUGACUUUCUAUACACUCAUUCCAUUUAAUAAUUUAUAAAUUUAUGAUUAAGUUUUACAUACUACUGUAAUGUUUAUAUUGUGCCAUUCCAUCGACAUUAGUCUAUAAAUUU